AUGAUCAUAGUGGCAGUAGGUGAUAUUUUAGUUUCUGGUGUUCAUGCUAAUGUAAAUAUGGUUCAAAGAAGAUUUUUGUGGUAUGAAAUGCAGAUGAUUAGUGACCUCAAGAAGCCUUGGUUAGUCAUUGGUGAUUUCAAUUUAAUUCUUUCAAUUGAAGACAAAGUUGGUGGGAAAUCUCCUUCAAGAAGAUCAAUGCUUGAAGUCGGUGAAUAUUUAAAUACAUGUGAUCUUAUACAGGCUCCUAAAGUUGGUUUAGAUUUCACUUGGUCAAAUUGUCAGCAUGGGAGUAAAAGAAUAUUAUGCACUUUGUACAGAACUGUGUUUAAUAUGGAAUGGUUAAGAUUAUAUAGUGAUUGGGGUUACAAAGUUGAUGCUAGGGUAGUAUCUGAUCACUCUCCUUUAAUGGGGGAGGGUGUGAACAUUCCUAGACCUACAAAUGUUCCUCUCAGGUUUCAGAAAAUGUGGUUGGAGCACCCUGGUUUCAUGAAAGUUGUCGAAGAUAGUUGGGCUGAGCCAGUAAAUGGAGAUCCUGCUUUUACACUAAUAUAUAAACUGAAGAGAUUAAAAAUAAUAUUGAAAGAAUGGAACUUGAAGAUUUUUGGUAAUGUUCAAGUCGAGAUUAAGGAAGAAGAAAAGUUAGUUCAAGAAAAGAUGAUAAUUUCUUAUUCUAAUCCUCAUGAUGAACAAGCUUUAGCUGACUUGGUAAUGGCUCAAAAUGAUCUAAACUCAAAAGAAGUUCCGCAUUGCAUUAUGAUGAAACAAAAAUCAAGAAUUAAAUGGGCUACAAAGGGUUCAUCUAAUACAAAUUUCUUCCAUACAAAUGUUAAAAUAAGACAAACUAGAAAUAUGAUUUGUGAACUUGAGGAUGAGAAGGGAAACAUAGUAGCAGAUCAAGAUAAAAUAACAGAUGUUUUGGUUAAAUUCUUUCACCAUAAAUUUCAGUAUAAAGAAGUAACCAUAGAUGAUUCCUUGUUGGAUAUUAUUCCAAAUUUAAUAUCAGACCAAGAUCAAGUUAUGAUUGAAGUAGUACCUGAGUUAGAAGAAAUUAAGAAUGCAGUUUUCAGUAUGAAUGCAGAUGGAGCUCCAGGACCAGACAGCUUCUCAGGCAAUUCAAUAUUGUUGGAGGAGAAAAUAUAUCCCAAGGGGCGUGAAUUCCAAUUUUUAGUACUACUUCCUGAAGUUCAUGGUGCAAAGAAACCAAAUCAGUUCAGACCUAUUGGAUUAAGUAAUUUCAAUUUCAAAAUUUUUACACAAAUACUAGCUACAAGAAUGAAUGAUCUGAUGAGUAAAUUAGUUUCAAAGCAGCAAGCAGCAUACAUAAAAGGUAGAAGUAUACAUGAACAAGUUAUGUUAGCUUCUGAGUUGGUGAAUGAAAUGAAGCAUACAAUAAGAGGAGGUAAUGUUGGGUUGAAACUUGACAUAUCACAAGCAUAUGACUCUGUGAGCUGGGACUUUUUGUUUAAAGUACUUCGAAAAUAUGGUUUCCCUGCAGCUUGUUGUGAGUGGUUAAAAACAUUGUUUGCAUCUUCUAAAAUCUAUAUCAUGAUAAAUGGUGGACCUCAAGGUUUUUUCUCAAUGGAGAGAGGAUUAAAACAAAGGGAUCCUCUAUCUCCUAUUCUGUUUGUUCUUAUGGAAGAACUAUUGAGUAGAAAUUUAACCAAAUUGGUAAAACUGAAGAAGCUGCGACCAAUGGUUAUCAUGAAAGGUGUGUACCCCACUCAUCUAUUUUUUGCAGAUGAUGUUUUCAUCUUCAGUAAUGGCUCAACAAAAAAGUUUAGAAGCUCUCGUCACUCUGCUCAAGAAUUAUCAGGACAGUUCUGGUCAGAUAAUCAACAAACAGAAAAGUAA
This is a messenger RNA of Papaver somniferum (opium poppy), 1851 nucleotides long. RefSeq lists its product as uncharacterized. The transcript is spliced from 2 exons. The record is from RefSeq and is a predicted model, not a curated record. Bases 1 to 1851 code for a protein of 616 amino acids. NCBI's taxonomy places the organism in Eukaryota, Viridiplantae, Streptophyta, Magnoliopsida, Ranunculales, Papaveraceae.